This is a messenger RNA of Cyprinus carpio (common carp), 5480 nucleotides long. Its product is annotated as FXYD domain-containing ion transport regulator 6-like. Gene Ontology annotation, biological process: regulation of sodium ion transmembrane transporter activity. The transcript has 7 exons. The record is from RefSeq and is a predicted model, not a curated record. NCBI's taxonomy places the organism in Eukaryota, Metazoa, Chordata, Actinopteri, Cypriniformes, Cyprinidae. Gene Ontology annotation, molecular function: sodium channel regulator activity. Gene Ontology annotation, cellular component: membrane. The coding region runs from base 4237 to 4455 and encodes 72 amino acids.
GUGCAAAAUAAAGUAAGCCAAGGGAACAGAGAAAAUGAAAGCAUGGCUUCUUAAGGAGAAAUCUUAAUCAGAACUUUGACCAUUUGGAAGAAGAAAAAGUCACUUGAGGAUUUAGUUCGUGUUCACAAUUUUUAUGCCUUUGUCUCUGGGUACAUGAGAGCAUGAGUGCUCCUUUUUAAAAUUUGAAGUUUCAAAAAUAUUGUUUAAAUAAAAGUGUUGAUUAUCAGCUAGAACUAUUUUGCUGUAAUGUUUAACUCAGCAGCUGAUACCUUUUGAGAUUUUCCUCCACUUUUUGUCAUGUACUUUUCAAGCUCUCUGUGAAGUUUUUGAAAUACAUGGUGUUGACUAGUAUGUGUAAGUGCUAGGUAGCUAAAAGUAGUAAGUAGGCAUUUUAUAUAUUUUGUAAAUUGUCCAUACAGUUUUGUCACGUAGCAGAAGUAGGAAAAAAGUAUACUGUAGAUGAAAAAUAAAAAUAAAGUGAUUUCCAUUGAAUGUCUGUUAAGUGUGCUUGAGAAAAUGUAACCGUUAUAUAACGUGUGCUUGGCAUCUGCCCUGGUCUGUCUCUCAUAUUCAGUCUGUGUUAUAAAUAGGUGACCCUGUUAUGGACUCUGUGCACGGCCCACUGCCUACGUAUUUCCGCUAAUAUCUCAGUUGUACGUGAGCUUCCGGUUUAGCGUUCUCCGUUAGCAACCUAGCGAUUACAAAUAAUUAUUUUAUAUUAUAUAUUUUAUUAACUGUAGUAACAUAACAUUAGUAUUUUAUAUUAAAAUAUAUCGUUUUAUUAAUGAGUUCAAGAAGCAUUAAAGGAUUAGUUCACUUUCAAAUUAAAAUUUCCUGAUAAUUUACUCUGCCCCAUGUCAUCCAAGAUGUUUACGUCUUUCUUUCAGCAGUUGAAAAGAAAUUAAGGUUUUUGAUGAAAACAUUCCAGGAUUAUUCUCCUUAUAGUGGACUUUAAUGGCUACAAAAUCAUUGAAGGUCAUAAUUACAGUUUCAGUGCAGCUUCAGAGGGCUCUACAUGAUACCAGACGAGGAAUAAGGGUCUUGUCUAGCGAAACAAACGGGUCAUUUUCUAAAACAAAAACAAAAAAAUGUAUACGUUUAAACAAAUGCUCACCUUGCACUGCUCUGCGAUGGGCGUCCAUUACUUUUGAAGCCCUUCUCCUUUUUAUAUGAAGGAGUAAUAACAGAGAUUUGCCUUGUCCAAAUACCCACACUUGCGGUCUUGGCUACUUGAGAGUGUGUGCGUGCAUGUGCUCGACAGGAAGUAAGUGCGCAAGACUGUCCAGAUCUUAUGCUGCGUUCAAGUCCUCCUGGGAAGUUCGUACUUACGAGUUGACAAGUCAUAAUUACAAUCGCGGGUGCGAUCAAGUCAGUUUAGUCGGCAGAAGAUGGCGGUGUACCUUCUUUUAAUAAAUUACAAGAAAAUACAACAGGGUUUGUUAACUCUGCUUAUAGAAAAUGAAGAGCAAAGAAUUUGCAUCAGGUGUGUUUUGCGUGUUUAAUUUUUUUUUUUUUUAAAUAAUUUAGGAAACCACUCUAAUCUGUAUCACAUAAAAACUUAUUAAUUGUUAUAUUUCAAUCCUGUCUAUCAAUUUCAACUAAAAAAAUUACAGUCAACAACAGACGUUGCAUCCAUCGAUCCAUUGAUUCUGUCAUGUUUCUCAUUGACACGCCCCCAGCUCGGAAACUCUGAGCUUAAAGAAAAUUCCAAGUUUCCCCACUCGUAAUUACGACUUUGUGGUGGCGUUCAUGUGCGUUUAACUCGUAAAUACGAUGUAUCCGACAUGACUUGAACGCACCACUAUGCUGCGUUGCAGGCAGGUUUCUGAGCCCGUAAGUCACGACUUCAAACCACGACUCACGACUUUGUAACGUUCCAGGCAAGUCACGCCAAACUGCCUUAAUAUAAGGCAUUGUGGUAGCUAGAUGUAAACAAACCAGCAUGGCGGACCAUACGGGGCUUAUGCUCAUUUAUAAUUAUUUCUAUCUCCAAAGGUGCUUACUCCUUGCUUAUUUGAGGGAAACAUUUUUUUAUUACAUUGUUUUUUAUAAGCGUGAUCGUUUGCAUGGUCAAGUUCAGUUUUACCUAACGUUACCUUAACGUUAGCUAUCCCCAACAUUUCCAUGUGACGAUAUACUUUUUACGAAAUACUUGACGUUUCAGACACAUAACAUUGUAAUACAUAAUCAUGUGUGUAUUGCUUAUUAUUAUUAUUAAUUUGAUUGAUUAUGCCGCGUUCCAGGCAACCCGUAACCUGUGUUUCUCCAACCUUCUACCUGUGAACGUGCACUGGAACAGCAGCCCAACCCGUGACUUCCCACCCGUGAACUCGUACUAGAUUGAUGUCCUCCCAGUUCCGCGCUCUGAUGUCACAUAGCCCGCAAAACAACAAUGGCAGUCCCUACGGAUGUGGUGUUUAUGCAAGUGGUACACGGUGAGAAAUAGACUUUAGGACAAUAUAACGUUGCAAUAAAAAAAAAAAAAACAAUCAGAAAUUAAAGUGUGUCCCAUCAGGUAAUGAAAAGUUGUACAUACACUUGUGGUCUUCAUCGUCACUUGUACACUUGGGCAAAAUACAGGAAAUACGUCAUAAGUAGUCAAGUGAUCAAGUGCAAAGACCGCAGGUGUGGGUAUUUGGACAAGGCAAUUGUCUUUAUAUAGGGAGAUGAGAGGGUCUCUAUUACUUACUAUUGGAGAAAGCGUAACUGUCAACUUGGAUAAUGUGUGUGCCUUAAUAUGCAAUUACAUUACAGCCUUGACGUCACUGAAUUUCAGUCAAGAGUUGUGCGACACUCAGUCGCCGUUUACGGAUACCAUAUGAAUGAGAAAUGCCCUGAGCUGUAUCCCACCUGUCCCAAAAAGUGAAUGACUUAUAAAACUGUUUUUUUUUUUUUAUUUCGGUGUAAACUCUAAAAAUAGUUCAAUCUAAAAGCAUUGCUUAGUGUAAACAUGUUGGAGAUUAGCUGAUAGGCUGCCGAUUCAUUAAAUUAUAAGAUGUUUCCUUUAAAACGGCGUUUAUUCAACGUAGUGAAGCCUCUCCUCCAUUGACAUCCAUAAAAAAAAAAAAAAAAAAAAAAAAAAUACGGCUUCUGGUCUUCUUUCCCACGUAGGCUACUGGCAAACCAUAAGAGUUAGCAUUUGCCGUUGUUGUUGUUUUUUUGGCUAAAGGUUUGGCUUUUACUGGCUUUGGUAAAAGUACAAGCAGUUUGAUAUUGCAGCUGUGUCACAGAUGUUUGCAGUAGUAUCUAGCUUCUGUAAAACAAACAAACAAACAAACAAACAAACAAAACCUCUGUGCAUGUAGAAUAACAUAUUAAGGGUCUCUGAAUACUUAAUUCUGAUUGGUCAGGGUGCGGUCAGAUAUGUCUUGGCAGGCACUUUCACGCUCCUUUUUUUUUUUAAUCACCACAACCUGGAGUAGAUUAUUAGCGCCGUCUUGCGAUUCAAAGCGAUAUUACGACUACAAAUGCUAAUAAAAAUGGCACUGGAGGACUUUCAAAACGGAAAGAAAGCGAAAAUAUAGGUUUGAAGAACAAACUUAACUUUACAUUACAUACAUUAGAAAACACUUAAAUAUUACGGGCAUGUGACCUACUCUAAUUAAAAAGCUGCUAGUCCACAGAGAGAAAAAAAUGAAAUGCAAAUUAAUAAUGAUAAUGAUUAAUAAUACAUAUAUAAAAACUCUUAUCGACUCUGUUCUCCGUGAAAAAAAGCAGACAGCCCUGUCGAGGUUUAUUUUUUUUGAUAAAGGCCAUUUAUCUUUGUAUUUGAGUAGACACAGUCAGUCUAAAUUGACACGUAAAGUUAAGAUAUGUCGGCGUCAAUAAUUUAAUAAAUGUUUUUUGUUUUAACGCGUACAAAUACUUAACAUCCCGAGGCUCGCAAUGAAACCAUCCACACUCAAAGCUUUCUGAAGUUGUCCAGCUUCCACUUCUCGUCCUAAUGCUCCUGCAGACCCCAGUCCUGUUGCUGCAUAGGUGGGGUUCUCUGUCGCAUGUAUUCACUGGGGGGAGGUGUUUGGCUCCGGAUCCCCACCGCAUUGGCCAGGAUGAUUUUUAUCUACCUAACGCCAUGUCUGGGAACACCGACAGACCAGCGCCGCUAGGGGGAGUAAGUGUGUGACUUCCGAGGUGCAGCAUCGACGCAGUGCUCCACCGCAGACUCUUCAUUCACGGUGCUGAAUUACAGUUUCUAGCAAGAUUAGGGAAACCCUGUCUCGUUUAAACACUGCAGAAAUGGCAGCUUCAACAGAGUCAUACAUGGAUAUGGACCAGAGUGCCUUUCAUUACGAUUACGAGACGCUGCGGACCACGGGUGUCAUCCUUGCUGUGGUUAUGUUUGUAAGCGGGAUUCUUAUUGCUUUGAGUAAAAAGUUGAAAUGCUCGAAAUCCAAAUCUAGUCCAGUGGAAGGCCCUCAGCCACCAAAGACAGAAGUUCCACCUCAGACAGUGUAAAGCAUAUGGUGCGACAGGGCGGCCCAUUUCAGCAACAGGAAAUGCUCAGACGCACAAAGUUACUUACAGGAAUGUGGAGGAGAGUCGAACCUGCUUGACCUCUUUUUGUAACCUCAUCCUAAAUGCUGAUCUGUUGAUGUAUUUUUAGCUCUCACGGUAGCACACGUGCUACAUUAUGUCUCUUUUGUGUUCAUAUCGUGUGAAUGACACCAUUCAUGAUGCAUCUCACCUGGCCCCAGUUAUUUUACUCAUGCAUGAAUAGUUUGCUCUUAAUGUUGUUGUUGUUGUUAUUAUUAUUAUAUGAGGCUUAGAUAUAAAAGAACAUUUAUGGAAAUAUUCACAGAAGCGAUCAGGAGUAAUGAUUGAAUUACACUGAAGAGCUCGUGUUUCAUCUAAUGGAUUUCAAUCCUUUAGACCGAUAUGAUGAAGUUAAUAUUUUCACUCCUUUACAUUUGAAUAAACAGAAUAUUGUUUGAAUAAAUAUAAAUAGCUUUCCAGCAUGGAACUACCCUGUAACUUGUGCAUGCUAAGUUUCAACAAAAUGUAAGACAAUUUUCUAGUUGUUUUAGUCUUGUAGCAUAUAUUUAUUUAUUAUUUUAGUGCAUUUGAAAUACUUUUGAAUGUGUUUCACAAUUAUGUUGUCACAUUACAGUAGAAAUGUAAGUUAUUACCAUUAACAGUUUUGACGUCAAUCAUAACAAGAUAAACUGAAAUGCAUGGCUUUUCUGUUUACAGAUUAGUCAUUUGGAUUUGUAAAGUCAGGAAUUACUCUACAGAGGACUUAGAAACUGUAGGAAAGUCUUGCCUUAAGAACUACUGGUUACUCCUUCCUUGGAGGUACACAUGAUCUUAUGUCCUUUGUAACUGCAUGAAUGUUUGACUACUGUAUUCCUGUAAACAAAAAACUUUAGAAAGUAAUACUUUAGUCCCCAACCAAGUGUCACUAAGAAGCAAAUUACUUAAUUGCAACUGAAUUUAUUUAUGCCUCAUGUAUUAAUAAAAAAGCAUCCAUAUAUUUCAGUUAA